This is a messenger RNA of Phragmites australis (common reed), 2041 nucleotides long. RefSeq names its product pathogenesis-related genes transcriptional activator PTI6-like. Gene Ontology annotation, biological process: regulation of DNA-templated transcription. The record is from RefSeq and is a predicted model, not a curated record. Gene Ontology annotation, molecular function: DNA-binding transcription factor activity; DNA binding. Bases 926 to 1786 code for a protein of 286 amino acids. Lineage: Eukaryota; Viridiplantae; Streptophyta; Magnoliopsida; Poales; Poaceae. The transcript has a single exon.
CAAAACCUCCCCAAACCCCCAGAAAGUCCCAUCCAUUGGCCAUCCCCUCACCUCCACCUCACAUCGCCGCCGCUUCCAAGCUCCACUCUCAAGGUCUCCUCGUCGUCCUUCUCCACACCACCAUACCGUUGCUAUCGAAGGUCUCCUCCUCAUGCUUCUUCACACCAUUGUAACACGUGUUUUCUCCUUUUCUCUUCAUCAGUCUAAUUAUUAGAUUAAAAAAUAUAUAAUUAGAUUAAUAUUUUUUAAAAAUAUUUUGGAAAAAAUCCUAUAGAAUUUGCUAUCUCGCUCCUGGGCUCCGUCCUUUUCUUCGCGCUUUCGUUGGUGUAUUCCGUUCCACUCCAUUUUCUUACUACUACCACCCCUAGCACCAGUGUUACUACUCGGAGAGGUCCUCUCGCCGAGGAGUCAUUUCUCACAGAGCUCGAAAACCGUUAUCGUCCCGGCGGGGCCGCGGGUGCUGCGGCGGUACGGACGCGGCUGAGGAGAGGACGGGGCGCGGCUUUACUUCUUCCGCUGCUUUGAGCUACUCGUAGCUGCUCCUCCUGUGCCCCUGCUACAUUUCUGCUCCUCUUUUUAAAGAAGUUAAAGAGGCCGUCUUUAUUGCGGCCACUCCCUUCCCCUGCGCCCGCCUGAGUGCUUGCUCGCCUCGCCUCCCUCUCGCCUCACAUCGCGUCCCUUUGGUCUUUAUUCCCCUGCCGAUCCCCAGAGCAGGAGCGAAUCCACCCGUUCCACCGUCCGCUCGAUCGAUCGCUCGCAUCCAAUUUAAGGCUGCAGCUUCCUUUCCUGCUGGGGUCAGGGUUGCAGGGGUUGGUUUGGUUGGGUUUCUUGUGUCGUCUUAAAGGGAGAGAAGUUCCCUUUCCUUGCGCGGCUUGGGAAGUGACGCGAGGGGUUUAACGCCCGCUAGCUUCUUGUGCUACGUGCCAUGUCGCGGUCGCGCACGGUGCGGAUCUUCUGGGACGACCCCGACGUGACGGACUCGUCCGGCGAGGAGGGGUGUGGCUCCCGGAAGGUCGGAAGGAUGGUGCGGGAGUUACCGCCCGUGGCAGCCGCUGCUCCUCCUGCGCUGGAGCAGUGCAACGCCGGGGACGGCGACCACGCGACGAGGGUUGUUGCUGGUCCUGGCGGAUGUAGCGGUGCGCGGAGGAGGCUGGCCAAGGGUGGCUCGGGCGCGCCGAGCACCAAGUUCCGCGGCGUCAGGAGGCGGCCGUGGGGCAAGUACGCGGCGGAGAUCCGCGACCCGUGGCGCGGCGUGCGCGUCUGGCUCGGCACCUUCGACACCGCCGAGGAGGCCGCGCGCGUGUACGACAACGCGGCCAUCCAGCUCCGCGGGGCCAACGCCACUACCAACUUCUCACCCUCCGCUACCAACUCCGGGGGCGGCAUGGAGCCGGUGACCGCCGGUUACGAGUCCGGCGCGGAGUCCUCGCCGGCGGUGUCGUCCCCGACGUCGGUGCUGCGCAAGGUUCCCUCCCUUUCCUCCCUCGCGGAGGACAAGGACGACUCCGAUGCAGCCCCGGGCGACCCGGCCGCCGAGUGCAGCCUCGCCGUCCUGGAGGAGCUCGGCGAGUUCGUGCCGUUCGAGGACGCGCCGGUCUAUGCCAGCAGCAGCUUCUGGGACUUUGAACCCGAGGCGGGCUUCCUCUACGCCGAGCCGUCGUCUCCCGAGGCACAGUGGGACGCUGCCGGUGCCGCGCCCAGCUGGGCUGCACCGGUGCAGGAGAACGACUACUUCCAGGACCUGCGCGACCUCUUCCCGCUCAACCCGCUUCCCGCGAUUUUCUAAACUGGAACACCGGAACGGUUUCUUCGUCUACGGAACUGUUUUUUGGAUGUCGAGUGCUGUGUCGUGUUUUUGGUUUGUAGUUGUACGCCUCCGUGCCGUGGUUUUGUCGAGUCGAUGAGAAAUGUAAUAUGCCGAGUACGUACGUAGAGUUUUGAGGUGCUAGCACGAGUCUAGUACUACGUGAAGUGUUUUUGUACCGUCUGAUUUGUUCUGCCUUUAUAUAUAUGCAGUAUGCUACUGUUCUUCUCCUGCUCC